Molecule: messenger RNA, 954 nt
Organism: Arabis nemorensis
Lineage: Eukaryota; Viridiplantae; Streptophyta; Magnoliopsida; Brassicales; Brassicaceae
Source: the annotation of a GenBank genome assembly
AUGCACAUGGUGCGUACUCGAGGUUUGGAAGGCCACAAAGGUACAUGGGAGCAAUUUCUGAAAGUCCAUGACCCAAAGUAUGGACAUUUGUUUACUUGUCCUUUGUUUCGAGGACCAGCUGAUUCAAUCAAUUUCCUCACUACACUAAACAAGGAAGAGGAUGUGCAGCUGUUAACGGCUUGGCUUACAAGCCCCAGCCGUGCUNUUCGUCACCUUUAUUCGAAGAAGCUUUCUCACAAGGAAGAAACUGUUGUAGAGCGGCUUGUUCGGAUGACUCUUACCCGAGCUGACCUUNCUCUAGAGUACCAUCUGACCCUGCAUAAUAACCCCGAGGACUGGGUUGUGACCGGGGUUGGAAGGAACCAUUGCAAGCGUGGAGAGGGGCUUGAAAUGAUUUCACUCUCUUGUGAUAUGGUGCUUUGUGAAGAUGGGAGUGAAGCUCCUAUUAGAGUUGUUGCACUUGACCGUGAUUUCAAGAUGAUCCUCAAUGAAUAUGUGAAACCCAAUCAACCCGUUUCUGACUUGAGGACCGAUAUCACCGGACUCACUUCUCAAAUUCUUGGUGAUGCUACUUUUCUAUCUGUGACAGAUGUACAGGAAAUAUUGCGGCCGUUGGUUUGCACAGAAACUACUGUGGUAGGUCACGGUCUGAACAAGUCUAUUUUGGGAUAUGAUAUGUCAAGUCCCUCCAACUUUGUCUUUUCUUGCCUCAACAAUGCAGUAGUUGCGAUGAAACUUGUUCUCUCUGUAGUAGAGAAAGGAGCAGAGACCUCCAUUGAACCAACUGAAGAGAUGCUAAGGGAUGCGAGUUCUAAGAGACAGAAGAGAGAAAAUGGUUNUGCAGUUGUAGACCAGUGUAGUAGAGAUGGAGAAGGACAGUUCAAUAGAGAAAGAAGGGUUUUGAAGAUUACUGUUAUCCCAAAGGCGGGGCAAACCUCAAGGAUAUUGAGGUGA